Magnusiomyces paraingens is the source of this 1044-nucleotide messenger RNA. RefSeq lists its product as uncharacterized. The transcript is spliced from 2 exons. The record is from RefSeq and is a predicted model, not a curated record. Bases 1 to 1044 code for a protein of 347 amino acids. NCBI's taxonomy places the organism in Eukaryota, Fungi, Ascomycota, Dipodascomycetes, Dipodascales, Dipodascaceae.
AUGAAUACAUUCGAAUGGAUAUUACUCCCUGUACCCUGCCAACAAGCGCUUCGUGAACCGCAAGACGAAGCCAAAGUACUAGGAGUCAUACUAGACCGCAAGCUCAACUUUAAACCCCACAUAUCACUCAAAAAAGAACAAGCCAUCCAAGCCAUUAAUUUCAUCACCCGUCUGGGAGGUACAACGGAUGGCCUCACGGGAUUCGCUUUCAAGCUCCUCUACAACUCAUGUAUAGUACCCAUUAUCUCCUAUGGCGUGGGAGUAUGGGGUAACAACCCCAACACCGUCAAGAAAAUGGGCAACUCCAUCCAACUAACCCAAAACAUCGCUCUACGGAGAAUGCUUGGUGCAUACCGCACCACCCCAAUCUACAUACUUCACAGAGAAGCAGGUGUACUCCCUCUGCACAUUAAACUCGAAGAUCUGGCGAGAAGGGCGGCACAUCGCCUCUCGGACCCCACAAGAACACACAGGGACAACCCCACCAAAGCUCAACUCCUGAGCGGAAGCGUAGCUGCUGAAGCAAACAACAGACUAAACAGCAUCAACCGCAUCAUCAGCGUCAACCGACCUAGAAUCAGCCCAGCCCAGGCAUCCAAGCGCAGGGCCCUCAUCCAAUGGCAACAUGAACACGCCAUUGCGACUACCAAGGCAUCCAAUAGCCCCCACCAACCAUGGUACAAGGGAACUUACCCGAACAACAAAGUAGAAACUAACAACAAUAAACUACAACUCAGAAGAGCCAUGGAAGGCCCCAGACACAUUCUGUCAGGAGCCAUCCAACUCAAGACAGGACAUGGUAGAUUCGCCAAGUACAUUGCAGAACGCACCAAGAACGAAGAAAACAUACAAAACAAGUGCCCGCUCUGUGAAGCAGAACCGGAAACCCCCAAACACAUACUCACAGCAUGCCCAUGCUAUGACUUCAUCCCAACUUCCCUUCGCACUGGGAACCCCUUUCACCUUUUCACGAACGACCUUCAUGACAUAAUCUCACAAGUCGUCCAGACUGCAAAACUAGACACCCAAGACAGAUUUUAUUAA